Molecule: messenger RNA, 509 nt
Organism: Heterotrigona itama
Lineage: Eukaryota; Metazoa; Arthropoda; Insecta; Hymenoptera; Apidae
Source: the annotation of a GenBank genome assembly
AUGGUCCUGGCUGAAGAACAGUUUGUGAACAAAAGUGAUACAAGAAGUAUACCUGGAUAUCCCGUGCCUUUCUUUAGAUCAUUUUUAGAUGAUAAUAUUACGUACGAGUAUUUGAAUUUUAUCGAAUUACAUUUACAAUCAGAUGAUUAUAUCGCUACUCCGACAGUGGAUUCUAUCUCGAACAAAACCGGCGGUGAUCCCGAGCCAGGGAAAAGGUCACGUCGAAUAUACGCCCUCGCACAGCCGGUCCAGGAGAUUGCCAGUUAUUUUGAUAUUUCGCUGAUUCGAUUGAAUCGUAGAACUGGCAUUGCCUUGGAAUCGGCCAGCCGUUGCUUUUAACCCGAACGGCCGAGGAUUAGCGCGGGCAAAGGUAGGUAGAGAAGGAGAUAUCUCGCGCUGGUAAAACGAAAAAAAAAAAGAAGAAAAAAAGAAAGAGAGAAGAAAAGAAGAGAAGAUCCGUGAAUCCGUGUCCGGGUUUGUGUGUCGCGUCUCAAUGCACGGCUUGGUAA